UGAUAAAUCAAACCCGGGCGACCUUUUAGACCUAAAUGGGAUCAAAAUUACAUAAAUUCGAAAUUUUAUUCUAUGGUUCGGUGUGGGUAACCUCAGUUUGUUACUCUAUCUACAAAGUCUACUUAGCUGGAACAUUGUUUAACCAUACUGAUAUUGGGGAUGACUUCUCUGUUAGCUGGCAUGGAUUUAAAAAAGAUAUUGCGGAUUACGAAUGGACCACAUGGCUACCGUUUAUUAUUUUCACUAUCCCUCCAUGGAUCUUAGCUCACCUUGUGACAAGUGAGAUGACACGUUGGAUAGCUCCUAAGGGUAUCCCAGCAGUCUAUUCUACUGUUACUUUUCUUUUCCUCUCACUCCAUUUUAGUCCAGCUGCUGCAUUAUUUGCAUUGGGCCAAGUUGUGGUGUAUUAUGUUAUAUUACGACUGAAGUCUGUGACUCUUGUUUGGAUGUUUGGUGUUCCGUUUCUGCUCCUCUCUUGUUUUGCUCUUCAGGAGUUCUGGGAACAGUGGGGUAGAGAUGACCAGCAGUACACCAUGAUGGUAGUCAGUACGACAUGGUUGCACUUGCACUGCACCAGCUACAGUCUGGAGGCUCUCUCCUCUCACAAACAUAACCUUGGCUGGUCAAGUUUUUAUGAUCUUUUGGGUUAUAGCCUGUACUUCCCUACCUACUUCUUGGGACCCUUCAUUAUUUACAGUGACUUUGGUCCUCAUAUGUACCGGCCAUUCAAAAGGUGGACUAAAAAUAGGGUCUUGAAAUUUUUAUACAAUAUGAUUCGUUACCUCUUUUGGGCAGCAGUGACUGAAGCUUCCCUUUAUUUCCUGUACAUUCAUGCCCUGCAGUAUCAUAUGUCGGUUGUCGUAAGACUAGGAGCUUGGACUUUAUAUGGGCUUGGAUUUCUACUAGGACAGUUUUUCUGCCUCAAGUACAUUGUCGUGUAUGGAUUGAUUGGGACGAUUGCUAAUUUUGAAGGUUACUCAGCUCCCCCUCCCCCAAAGUGUGUGGCUCGCAUCCAUCUGUAUACAGAUAUGUGGAGGGUGUUUGAUGUGGGCUUUUAUAAUUUUAUACACAGGUACAUCUACUCUCCUCUAUGUGCGGGCAGAAAAGAGGUGUCUACUCGUUUGAUGGCGUCAGCUGUGUGUUUUUGCUUUGUGUUUCUGUGGCAUGGAGUCCAUCUCAGCAUAUUCAUCUGGUCCCUCCUCAACUUUCUGGGGGUCUCUCUUGUAUCUUUUGGAAUUCAAAUCUCCAAGACUCAAGAGUAUAAAAAAUGGGAGAUGGAGACACUCAGUGUAGCCAAUGCCAGACGACUCACGGCUCUACUUCUCGCACCAAUGUUCAUCAUGGGACCCAUCUCUAGCUUCUAUUUCUUCAGUGGGAUGAACACUGGCAAUGUUUUCAUCACACAACUAUUAUUUUUUGGUUCCUGGACAUCAGUUGGAGUCCUAAUGUUUGUAGCUUAUUGUAUGUGCCAAGUUUCAAUUGAAAUAAAGACCUGGGAAGAAAAAAACCAGAAGAAUAAGUCAAUUUAGGUGGGGAAUAAUUAUUUUUCUAUUGUUAUUUAAGGAUAUUUUAAUGCUAUUUAGGUGUUUGGAGAGGGAAUGAAAUCAAACGGAAAAAUAAAUUGUUAACAUAAGGUUACGAGGUCAUGGAACGUUAAGUGAACUUCAUAAUCUAAUAUGAAGAAGAAGAACCGAUUCUCAGCUAGUUAAUAAUAAUAUUUCAGUAUUAUUAGUUAUGGAAACUUCCAUUGCCAGUUAAGAGUCUUCAUCACCAGUAAUCUAGUUGCGUUUUGGGGUAUGGCCUUGAGGGGGAAGGUUGUGGGGACAGUCAGGGAGUGAGGGAGUCAUUAUGAAUGCCAUUCUGAAAAUAUUAUAACACCUGACCACUACUCGCGACUAUGCGCCUACUCUCGCACAGCGGCGAACUUCCCUAGCACUGGACGUCGAUCCACACAUAUAAAACUCAUAUCACUGACAUCAUUGCUCUUCUUCCUAUUUAGAUUAUUUAUUGUCUUUGAGAGUCAACCAGAGUGAUUCUGUCCUACAAAACAGUUAUGGACAAGUGUUUAAAAAAAAUCUGUAGCCAUUAUUCAUAUUACUGAUAUAAACUGACAAGUUUGAAUUACUAGUAGGCAUAUAGGUUUUGUACCCAAAAACUUGACAAAUUGGGUAAAAAAAAUUGAAUUUGAAUAAAUAUAGGUCUGCACUUCU
Molecule: messenger RNA, 2210 nt
Organism: Macrosteles quadrilineatus (aster leafhopper)
Lineage: Eukaryota; Metazoa; Arthropoda; Insecta; Hemiptera; Cicadellidae
Product: protein-cysteine N-palmitoyltransferase Rasp-like
Exons: 9
Coding region: 36-1529 (497 amino acids)
Biological process (GO): protein palmitoylation
Cellular component (GO): endoplasmic reticulum
Molecular function (GO): palmitoyltransferase activity
Source: RefSeq, a predicted model, not a curated record